Prunus mume (Japanese apricot) is the source of this 4690-nucleotide messenger RNA. Lineage: Eukaryota; Viridiplantae; Streptophyta; Magnoliopsida; Rosales; Rosaceae. The record is from RefSeq and is a predicted model, not a curated record.
AAAACACACAAAGAGAAAUUUAUUUUGAUGUAGAGAGAGUGACAGAAAAGGGAGCAUUGAGCAUUGGGAAGAAGAGAGAGAAGAAAGAGAGGAGAGAAAGAAAGGAAAUGUCUGGGUGUUGUAGGGGAAGAUAGGGGGCAAAGCUUCAGCAUUUGGUCUCUCUUAAUCUCAGCAAACCCUCCUUUUUCUCUGCCCCUCUGUUCCCUCCUUUUACGUCGCCGUUUUGCCCGCUUCCCCUCGCCGGAAAGCUCAUAACCUUUCCCGGGAAAAUCUGCAACCUUUUCCGGGAAAGUUUUUUCUUUUCCAUUUUUUAAAAUCUUUUUUGGGGGCUGUAGACUUUGCUGAGCUGAUCUGAGCUCAGCUGAUAGAGAACUUGAAAAUCUAGUUCGUUGAUCUGAGUGCGUGGUCUGGGAGCCGAGAAGAGCUAGAAACGGAGCUCCAUUUUAUCGCCGAUAUAUCUCCGGCGAGAUGAGCAAGUGAGAUUUUCCGGCAGUAUAUCCAGUCUUUCGAAGAACCCAAGUCGCCGGAGCAAACAAUGAAGCCGCCCGCGAACGGAGCCGGAGCUGCGGCGGCCAACGGUCCAUCCAAUUCAUGCGAAGGGGGAGAGAAUGUGAAGAUCAUAAACCCGGAGCUAUGGCAAGCGUGCGCCGGGCCGCUGGUGAACUUGCCGCCGGCUGGGACCCACGUGGUCUACUUCCCUCAAGGUCACAGCGAACAAGUUGCGGCAUCUAUGAAAAAGGACGUGGAUGGUCAAAUACCAAACUACCCGAAUCUUCCCUCCAAGCUACUAUGUCUCCUUCACAAUGUCACCUUGCAUGCGGACCCCGAAACGGAUGAAGUUUAUGCUCAGAUGACACUUCAGCCUGUUUCCUCGUUUGACAAGGAUGCAUUGUUGAGAUCAGAUCUUGCCCUCAAGUCAAAUAAGCCCCAACCAGAGUUUUUCUGUAAAACAUUGACAGCAAGUGAUACAAGCACUCAUGGAGGUUUCUCGGUGCCCCGUCGUGCAGCAGAAAAGAUUUUCCCUCCUCUCGAUUUCUCCAUGCAACCACCUGCUCAAGAACUUGUCGCCAGGGAUUUGCAUGAUACUGUUUGGACUUUCCGCCAUAUCUAUCGUGGGCAACCAAAACGCCACUUGCUUACAACAGGAUGGAGCCUAUUUGUUAGUGGGAAGAGGCUUUUCGCUGGCGAUUCUGUCUUGUUCAUUAGGGAUGAAAAGCAGCAGCUUCUUUUGGGAAUUAGACGCGCUAACAGGCAACCCACCAACCUAUCAUCUUCAGUAUUAUCAAGUGAUAGUAUGCACAUUGGGAUUCUAGCGGCUGCAGCUCAUGCUGCCGCUAAUAAUAGCCCCUUCACAGUGUUCUACAAUCCUAGAGCCAGUCCAUCAGAAUUUGUUAUCCCAUUAGCCAAGUACUACAAGGCAGCUUGUGGCAACCAACUAUCUCUGGGGAUGCGAUUUCGUAUGAUGUUUGAAACUGAAGAGUCAGGAACAAGAAGGUACAUGGGUACAAUUACAGGAAUUAGUGAUCUUGAUUCUGUUAGAUGGAAGAACUCACAAUGGCGCAAUUUGCAGGUUGGUUGGGAUGAGUCAACUGCUGGGGAAAGGCGUAAUCGGGUGUCAAUGUGGGAAAUUGAGCCUGUUACUGCUCCAUUUUUCAUUUGUCCCCCACCAUUCUUCAGAAAUUCUACUAGUUCUUUAUUGUCUCAGCUUAAUUUGUAUGAGGAAUCCUCUGAUUUAGAUAAUCUUUUUAAGAGGACAAUGCCUUGGCUUGGUGAUGAUAUGUGCAUGAAGGAUCCCCAGGUUCUACCUGGCCUGAGCUUAGUCCAGUGGAUGAACAUGCAGCAAAAUUCUUCUGCGGGUAACUCCAUACAGCCAAAUUACAUGAAUUCCUUUCCUGGUUCUGCUCUGCAAAACCUUGCUGGAGCGGAUCUUUCUCGGCAGUUGGGCAUGUCAGGGCCUCAAAUACCUCAGUUGAGCAAUUUACAAUUUAAUGCCCAGAGAAUACCUCAGCAAGCACAACAGCUUGAUCAACUCCAAAAGCUGCCAUCCACAAUGAACCCAUUAGCAUCCAUGAUCCAACGACAGCAACAGUUGGGUGAUAUUACUCAACAACCCAGGCAAAAUUCGUUUAAUCAAUCUCUACCCUCCAGCCAAGUUCAAUCCCAGCUUCUGCAACCUCAGACUCUUGUCCAAACUAAUAGUAUCCUUCAGCAGCAAUCAUCUAGUCAAAACCAUCUUCAAAGAAACCUCCCUCAGAACCUGCAGCAGCAUCAGCAGCAACAACAGCAGCAGCUGCAUCAACAACAGCAGCAGCUGCAUCAACAACAGUCAACAACAGCACAGCAGCUGCAUCAACAACAGCAACAGCAUCAACAGCAACAGCCGCAGCAUCAACAGCAGCAGCAGCAUCAACAACAAAUUGCGGGUCAAAAUCAACAGCAAUUUCAGUCUCAACUUCCUGAUCAAAUAAACCAACAGUUGCAACAUCUUUCUGAUAAUCAGCUUCAACUUCAGCUGUUACAGAAGCUUCAACAGCAACAGCAGUCGCUUUUGACACAGCAGGCACUGCAACAGCCUGCUCAACUUAUCCAACUGCAGGACCAGCAGAGGCAACUGUUAGAUGUGUCCCAGAGCUUCUCCAGGCCUUUGACUCCCACCCAAAUUCAAGAUAUGCCUCAAAUGGCACCAACCUCGCAUCCUCAGUCAAGAACAAUGCCACAGCAGCUGACAAAGAAUAAUAACAGCCAAACUAAUGUUCGGUUUUCUCAUCCACCUCAGCAGCCAAAGCUUCAACAGCAGCAACCUGUUAUGGUGCCUGAAAUGUCCGGGCAUAUGGGACUUCUCCCAACCCCAACAACCAAUCAACUCUCUACAGCUGUAAGCAAUGUAAUGACAGGAGGUGCAGGAGCAGGGCAGUCUGGGAUUACAGAUGAGGUUCCAUCUUGUUCAAAUUCACCAUCCACAAACAACUGUCCAAGUUUAAUUCAACCAUUAAUGAACAACAGAGCCCAUCGAAACUCAUUAGUCGGGGAGGACAUGGCUCAGUCCGCCACCACAAUCUUGAGUCCUAGUGCCAUAGAAACAAUGCCAUUGAAUGGUAACUUAUUGAAAGAUUUCCAGCUUAAGUCUGAUGUUAAGCCUUCAGUGAACAUUGCUAGCAAUCAAAGUCAAGGAAUUCUUACAGCACAAACGUACCUGAACAGUGCAGCUGUCCAGACAGAUUACUUGGACACAUCAUCUUCAACAACUUCAGUGGGCAUCUCUCAAAAUGAUGUCAAUUUACAGCAGAAUAAUGCCCCAUUGUCUUUCAAUCCACAAUCAAUGUUAUUCAGAGAAGCCAGUCAAGAAGGGGAAGUUCAGGCAGAUCAUAGAAACAAUGUUUCAUAUGGUUCUAACAUUGAUGGCCAAUUGGGGAUACCCUUGAAUCCUGAUCCUAUGUUGGCCAAGGGCACGGUGGGGUUAGGAAAGGAUUUUUCAAAUAAUCUCUCUUCGGGAGGCAUGAUUGGCAACUAUGAAAAUGCAAAAGAUGCUCAGCAAGAACUUUCAUCUUCAAUGGUUUCCCAGUCCUUUGGAGUUCCAGAUAUGGCAUUCAAUUCAAUUGACUCAACCAUAAAUGAUAGUGGCUUUCUGGACAGUGGCCCAUGGCCUCCAGCACCUCAAUUUCAGCGAAUGAGGACAUACACCAAGGUGUACAAACGUGGAGCUGUAGGGAGAUCUAUAGAUAUUGCACGCUAUUCAGGUUAUGGUGAGCUUAAACAAGAUCUGGCUCGUAGGUUUGGUAUAGAGGGACAGUUAGAGGACCGAGGGAGAGUAGGCUGGAAACUUGUGUAUGUAGAUCAUGAGAGUGAUGUUCUGCUAGUUGGAGAUGACCCUUGGGAGGAGUUUGUAAACUGUGUUCGCUACAUCAAGAUCCUGUCCCCACAAGAAGUCCAGCAAAUGAGUUUGGAUGGAGACUUUGGUGGCAACGCUGUGCUUCCAAAUCAAGCUUGCAGCAGCUCAGAUGGUGGGAAUGCCUAAUGUAGUGUACCAAAAUGCUGACAAUUUUUCUUCCUGGUAGGAGCCUUUAGAUGUUUUUAAGAAAAUCUUUCAUGGUAAUCAGCACGGUAUGACCAAAGUUUGGUCUUUCUGGUCAUCACUUACCACUUGCUGGAGCAAGCAAGUUGAGAAGUGAUCUUUUAAUAGUUGAGGGUGGCUUCCAACUUUGUGGCCCAGCUUACACAAGCAGUGGAAAGAAGCUGAAGUUCUGAACAGAGUAUCCUUGUCUGAGAUUUCUUGAGUUUCUAGUUGGUCCGAGUUCUGUUCAAGGGAGGGCCAAAUUCUGGGCAAGUGAACAACGUAGCAUGGCAUAUUUAUAUUUGCCGAUGCGAAGAUGAUCGGCGAAGAUGAUGUGCUGAAGUCAAUUUAAGAUUCAUUUGCCUUGUACUUUUCUUUUUCUUCCACAUUGGAAUUCUCCCACGCAAGUACAUUGUAAAGAGCAUUGUAGCAUGGAAUUCUUAUCGUUCAGUUUCGAGUGUAUAUUAGAUUUCGAAAGUGAAAUCGGUUAUAUAAAUUUCGAAAGUGAUUGAUGUAAACACAUUGUGUCAAACAGACCGACCAAGGCUACAAUUGGGAAUCAAAGGAACAAAAUGUUGACGGAAAUUUUUUGCCAAUCAAAUUAAGCUGAACAAAGCAACAUGCAUACGUGUUUGAUGC